CCUUCCAGUACUAACUGUUCAUACAAAAUUUGGUGCACAGAUGCUUGUCAAGGAAGAGGGGCUUGGAGAGGAAAUAAAAUAUGAGAUGCCUAAGGCUUGGGUGCAGUUCACUGGUUUACCUAAGGAACUUAGAGAGUACUCAGUAAUCUGGGCGGUUGGUUCUAUGCUAGGCAUCUCAAAAGAGGUGGAUAUGUUGUUUACUCGGAAAUUUGACAGGGCAAGGCUGAAGGUGGCCGUGCUUGACCCGAAUUUGAUUCCGCAAGUAGUUGAUGUGGUAAUUGGAGACUACUUAUAUGAACUGAAAUUCAGGGUGGAGUCAGAAGCUGAAGGUGACCAGCCUUUGCCGAUGGAUAUGGAUCAUAUCGGGGAAAAUGAUGAUGAUGAAUUUCAGGAUCAAAACAAGGAUCACAAAAUAGGUGAAAGAGGGAGUAAGGGGGCGAGCUUGAAGGGAACAUCAAAGGAUUCAGCAGGGGCAGUUAACAAGGUGUCGGAUUCUAUGCUGAACAGCAACACGACCAGUGGGAAAUCGGUGUGCGCUGGCCAUACACAGCUGGUUCUGGAACAAUCUCAGGGCACCAGUCUCUCGGUCAAUGCUAUUAGUAUUGAAAAGUUGGGCAGUAUCCCGGAGGCGUUGUCAGGAACAGCGCAAGCACUGCGUCGUAGCUCGCGCCGCUCAGAUUCGGUGAGUGAAGACUCGCUUGUUCGAGCAGUACGGCUGAAAGCGGGAUACAACCUGGACGACCAGCCGACUAAAGGUAGCCUUCAGGGCAGCAUAUUGGUGCCGCUUCUGGUCUCAGCUUCAGCCUAGAAGGGAGGACCAAGAGUUAAUAAAGUCUUCAUGUCGUAAUGUGGAGAGGGUGCUACUACAGUUCUUUAGCAAUUUUGGAUGGGGAUAUGCGUUGCGUUUAACUAUGUAGUAGCUGUGGUUCGGUAGCUGAAGUUCUUCAAUUUGGCUAGUUGGGGUUCUCUGAUGUGGUCAUAGGAGGAGUUUUGGCAAUAUGCCUGCGUCCCUUGUAAUAAAUGGCCGUAACCUCAUUUGAGGCCAAGGUCGGAUGAUUUUUCCAUUAUCUAAAAAAAUACGCCAGAGUAGGGGGUGCUGC
This is a messenger RNA of Zea mays, 1100 nucleotides long. RefSeq lists its product as uncharacterized. The transcript has 2 exons. The coding region runs from base 41 to 808 and encodes 255 amino acids. NCBI's taxonomy places the organism in Eukaryota, Viridiplantae, Streptophyta, Magnoliopsida, Poales, Poaceae. The record is from RefSeq and is a predicted model, not a curated record.